This is a messenger RNA of Sinocyclocheilus rhinocerous, 1249 nucleotides long. RefSeq names its product 28S ribosomal protein S18b, mitochondrial-like. The coding region runs from base 59 to 802 and encodes 247 amino acids. Lineage: Eukaryota; Metazoa; Chordata; Actinopteri; Cypriniformes; Cyprinidae. The record is from RefSeq and is a predicted model, not a curated record. Gene Ontology annotation, molecular function: structural constituent of ribosome. Gene Ontology annotation, cellular component: mitochondrion; ribosome. Gene Ontology annotation, biological process: mitochondrial translation. The transcript has 7 exons.
CGCACUUCCGUCACAGGACACUUAACCGCUCAACAACUUCCUUUGCUACAAAGACAAAAUGGCGGCCUCCUUACAACGAAUUGGAAUAGCUAUCUGCCGCACAUUUCCUGUCAUUUUGCAACGAAAAAUUCAAGCACAGAGAAUUCGUGAUUGGACAAUAACUUCAAGUGCUGCUCCAGGGCUGCGUCUGAAGUUUCGUGCUUUAUCAUCAUCAUCAUCAUCAUCGUCUGCUGAAAACACAGAAUCAGCCGAGACACUGUCUAGAUAUUCAGACAGACCAUGGGAAUACUUAGAAAGUGAAGAGUACAUUGAGCGCUAUGGAUCAAAGCCUGUGUGGUCUAACUACAGACGGAAUCAUAAGGGGGGUGUCCCUCCUCAAAAGACAAGAAAGACCUGUAUUAGAGGGGAUAAGAUAUGUGGUAACCCUUGUCCCAUCUGUCGUGAUCCAAACAUCAUUGUCCAUUACAAGAAUGUGAAUCUGUUGCAGCAGUUCAUUAGUCCUCAAACAGGAAUUAUGCACGAUCCCACUCGAACCGGUGUGUGCAUGAAACAACAGAAACUACUUAACAAGGCCAUUGAAACUGCUAGAGAUUGUGGUUUACUUGCUGUUCAGUUACCUCAUGUUGAUUACUCUAAAGAGGACUACACAAACACUCAUGGUGCUGUAGCACCAACCACUGCCCCAUUUUCUCUCAGCUCUGGGGAACUGUGGUAUUCGUGGUAUGGUAGUAUAAAACCAGAUGAGCGAGAACUGGCAAGAGUGAAGCGGAUCUACAAAGACUACCUGAAACCGGAUGUUUGAAUCUUGUUGCAAUAGACCUUAGUCAGAGCAGAUGCCAUGUAUUUUACAUGCAUGAAAAUGAGGCAGUGAGGGAUAGAGACUUACGGUCUUUACAAUGUCAUUUUUCAAACUCUUUAUGGCGUUGUCUACUGAAAGCUUUUUGGAAAGACAUUUCAUUCGCUGAAAAAUCGGUAUGUUGUUAAACAGCAACUCAUUAAACGCCAUGUACUUCUAUCCCUCAGCCUCGUUUUCUUUCCUGUCAAAAAAUUACAUAUUGCGCGCUACCCUGAUUAAGGUCUAUCGAAAGAGUGGUUGUAAUUUCAAUUGUGGAUGUUUCAUCCAAAUUAUGUUUCCAUAACAGUACUUAAUAUGAGCAAGAAGAAAAUGUACAUUUUCCAUUCAUGUUGUUACAUUUUGUCCAUGCAAGACAAGCAUAAUAUAAGAAAUCUCAAAUAAAAGCACUAAAUA